GGGCCGCGUGUCCGCCGUCGGCCACCGUUCCCCGGCGCGGUGGCCGCUUCCGGGUCUUCGCGACGCCGUCCGGGCGCCCCGAGAGCUUCCCUCCGGUCUUCUCUUCCUCCCGACGUCUCCUCCGCUCGUUUUUUGUAGGUACCAAAAAUGUCAUCUGAAAUGUUGCCAGCAUUUAUCGAGACUGCUGACAUUCAAAGAAAGGAAGAUUUAAGUGAAUAUCCUGAGGAAAACCAGAAGCCAAAAUUAGACAAAGGGCUAGAACCGAUAUCGAAAAGGCAAAUGAAGAAACUAAUGAAACAGAAACAGUGGGAAGAACAACGAGAGCUUCGCAAACAAAAGCGGAAAGAAAAACGCAAGAGAAAGAAAUUAGAGCGACAGUGUCAACUCGAAUUAAACUGCGAUGGAAGUGACAGAAAACGUAUUCGAAAAGAUGCUGCUCGCAGCACUCUCCGUCUAAUCAUUGACUGCAGUUUUGACAACUUGAUGGUAUUGAAGGACAUUAAGAAACUCCAUAAGCAGAUUCAACGAUGUUACGCAGAAAACCGUCGAGUGUCACGUCCUGUGCAGUUUUACUUGACAAGUCAUGGAGGUCAAUUGAAAAAGAACAUGGAUGAAAAUGACAAAGGAUGGGUCAACUGGAAGGAUAUCUACAUCUACUCAACACACUAUAGUGAAUUCAUAAAGAAGGAAGAUCUGAUUUACCUUACCUCAGACUCACCUAAUAUACUUCAGGAACUAGAUGAGUCAAAGGCCUAUGUGAUUGGAGGACUGGUAGAUCACAACCAUCACAAGGGAAUCACAUAUAAACAAGCGUCAGAUAAUGGAAUUAACCAUGCACAACUCCCCCUCGGACAUUUUCUGAAGAUGAAUAGUAGAAAAGUUUUAGCAAUUAAUCAUGUGUUUGAGAUUAUUCUGGAAUACCUGAAAACAAGAGACUGGCAAGAAGCAUUUUUCACUAUCUUACCUCAGCGAAAAGGAGCUGUUCCUGCAGACACAGCCUGUGGAAAUGCUUCUAAUAACAAGAAAUCUGUGAGUGUCAAGUGUGGAUUGUACAGUGAUUCGAGUGAAGAGGAAACUAGUAGAAAUGAACAAGACCUAGCUCAUGAAGAGGAGAAGCAGAAGGAAAAAAAUGGCAUUGAACCUGCAGCAGGCUCUGCCCUAUACUGAUGUCCUCUGGCUUUUUACUGUU
Suncus etruscus (white-toothed pygmy shrew) is the source of this 1189-nucleotide messenger RNA. RefSeq names its product tRNA methyltransferase 10A (gene TRMT10A). Gene Ontology annotation, biological process: tRNA N1-guanine methylation. NCBI's taxonomy places the organism in Eukaryota, Metazoa, Chordata, Mammalia, Eulipotyphla, Soricidae. The record is from RefSeq and is a predicted model, not a curated record. Gene Ontology annotation, cellular component: nucleus; cytosol; nucleoplasm. Gene Ontology annotation, molecular function: tRNA binding. The transcript has 8 exons. Bases 148 to 1167 code for a protein of 339 amino acids.